GAUCGCCCUGCCACUGCUCACCACCACGCAGGACGCAGGUACCCGGCUGACUCCGGCAGCACCAGCUCCAGGCCACCGCAUACUGGACCAGACUCUGUGGGGGGCUCGGGCGCCCCGCACGUGUAGUAUUGGCGCGGGGCCAUGAGGCUGUGCAACAAGAGCCCCCCCCCGGCGGCGGCGCGGCGGCGCUGCGCGGUGCUGCUCGGGUCGCUGCUCCUGGCCGCCGCCCUGGCGCUGCGCGGCGCCACCCGGCUGUGCCCCGCCGGGCACCCGCGCUGCCGUCAGCGCCUGUACCGAGCGCUGGAGCUGUCCCCCGGCAGGAGGAUCAACUGCUCGGGGGUGGUCCGCGGGGACGAGCGGGCCAUCCAGGAGGCACAGCUCAGCAAUCUGGAAGUCGCCAACAGAAGGGCUUCCCUGGAGCCCGACCAGUACCUGAACAUGGCCAAGGACUGCAGUGCCUUCAAGGAGAGCCGGCGGUUCAUCGAGUUCCCGCUGAGCCAAGAAGAGGAAGAGUUCCCCAUUGCCUACUCCAUGGUCAUCCAUGACAAAAUCGAGAUGUUCGAGAGGCUCCUGCGGUCCCUCUAUGCCCCCCAGAACGUCUACUGCGUCCACAUUGACAACAAGUCCUCAGCCGCCUUCCAGGAAGCCGUGAGGGCCAUCGCAGCUUGCUUCCCCAAUGUGUUCGUGGCGAGCCGCCUGGAAGACGUGGUCUAUGCCUCCUGGUCCCGGCUGCAGGCCGACCUCAACUGCAUGCAGGACCUGUUGCAGAGCCCCAUGCCCUGGCACUAUGUCCUCAACACCUGCGGCACUGAUUUCCCCAUCAAGACUAAUGCCGAAAUAGUCCGUGCCCUGAAGUUGCUGCAGGGGCGGAACAGCAUGGAGUCGGAGAAGCCGUCGGCGCUCAAGCGGGAGCGCUGGCAGUACCACCAUGAGGUGGGGAAGGUCAUCUCCCGGACAGCCACCAAGAAACUGCCGCCGCCCCACAACUACCAUAUGUUCACGGGCAACGCGUACGUCGUGGUCACCCGCGCCUUCGUGCAGCACAUCUUCGAGGACCACGCAGCGCAGCAGUUCCUCGAGUGGGCCAAGGACACCUACAGCCCUGACGAGCACGUCUGGGCCACGCUCAACCGUGUGCCCGGUGUGCCCGGCGCCAUGCCCUCGAGUGACAAGUUCCACCUCUCGGACAUGAACUCCCUGCCCCGCCUGGUCAAGUGGGAGUACCUGGAGGGGGACACCAGCAAGGGCGCGCCCUACCCGCCCUGCACCGGCCGGCACCAGCGCUCAGUCUGUAUCUACGGGGUGGGCGACGUGCCCUGGAUGCUCCAGCAGCACCACCUCUUGGCCAACAAGUUCGACCCCUUGGUGGACGACGCCGCUAUCCAAUGUCUGGAGGAGCACCUGCGCCACAGGGCUCUCUACGGCCAGGGGCUCUGAGACGAUUCGCAGGACCCUCUCCAGCACCUGUCUCCUUCCGCAGGCGCGUCCAGCGGUGACGCCUCAGGGGCCACGCAAGAGGCGGGAGCGCCGCGCCCUGAGGCGAGAGGGGCGCGGGCGCUUCACCCGCGCUGACGGAGGGGUCUCCUCAGGCGGAGGUCCCCCGAGGAGAACGGGAGCGGCCGAGCGCGGUAACUGACGGUCGGGACGGGCCGAGCGCGGUCCGGGUGCCCAGGGAUCCCGGAGCCGAGGGGCAGGAGGGGCGGCGGGCGGGCUGCGGCUGGCCGCGCACCGAGCCGCACGGUGUCCCGUUCUCCUCACACAGCCUGCGGCAGGCGGGGCCAGGGCACGGGCCGCGGAGACUCCGGGUCCUGCUACAACCAGAGCUGAAAGUAAAAUGGUAAUUGUUUUUCUACACUGCACCUGCUGCAUGCCUGAGCCGAACAGCUGGCAGCUGCUUUUGUACCACUUUAAAGUCUAGUUCUGUCAAUACUAUUAAAAACCCUUCAAUAAACCGAAAUACAGUAAACAGA
Messenger RNA from Melopsittacus undulatus (budgerigar), 1970 nucleotides. It is a transcript of the gene GCNT3, whose product is annotated as glucosaminyl (N-acetyl) transferase 3, mucin type. Gene Ontology annotation, cellular component: membrane. Lineage: Eukaryota; Metazoa; Chordata; Aves; Psittaciformes; Psittaculidae. The transcript has a single exon. The coding region runs from base 142 to 1437 and encodes 431 amino acids. Gene Ontology annotation, molecular function: acetylglucosaminyltransferase activity. The record is from RefSeq and is a predicted model, not a curated record.